AUGGCAAGCACUCCGAUCGAGGCACCAUCAGCCUCGUCGAAAACCACAAAGUUGAAACCACAUGAGGCCUCAUCCUCGGAUUCUCUGUCACUGUCGUCAAAAUACUUGCCUCCAGUUCGUCUGCCCGAACCAUGGAAGACGACAUACGAAAUCCGCGUGGUAUCCGAGACCGCUGACGACUUACCCAUCCUCAACCUCGCGCUCUCAGAGACCCAAGUCUCGGGCGCCAUCCUACCGCCCGAGCAGCUGCAUAACGAUUCUCUCCUGUUCAGUGACCUCGCAGCUGAACAGGGAGAUGCAGCGUUCGUUCCAGCAGCAGGAGACAACUCGGCAUGGGCACGGUUCCACCAAACUCCAAUCUCUUAUCUUUCAUGGGACGACAACAACAACAGCAACAAUGUCACUGUAGGCCAGAUCUGGAAUCUGGUCUAUGCCUUGGUGACACUGUAUCCGGAAAUCGAGUCGUUUCGGCUCGACUUGGGCGGUCUCAGCAGCAACAACGAAACCAACAAGACAAACACUGCUGCUGCCAGUGGCUCUUCUGUUCCAGAAAGGCUCUCUGAAGCAUUACAAGCGACGGGCCUCGCAAAGCCGCGCCCUGCACCAUCACGGCCCGAACAUAAACAACCUCAAUCUCAAUCUGUUCAAGUCUGGAUCACCCGCUCUGCAUUCUGGCAAGGGGCCGGCUCCCCAUUCGGCACGCGUCCUGUAUGGGUAGCCCAUCCCGACCUCUACUCGCACCUCAACCACUUGAGUUCCAACAGCGGAGCGUCAUCAUCCCUAACUUCCAACUUCCCACCCUUCCCGCACGAAGACACCCUAACAUUCUCACUCGCCGGACGACCCGUUCACGCAUCCCACCCGAUCCGCCCACCGAAACCAUCGCGCGGUUCCGUAAUCUACAGCCGGUACAUCCCGCACCUCGACGAAUUCUUCUCCAUGGUCCACCUCGACUACCGGGACCCAGAACACCUCCGGCUUUUCCACGAAUGGCAAAACGACCCACGCGUAAGUCAAGGCUGGAACGAAACCGGCACACUCGACCAACACCGGGACUACCUCCGCCGGAUCGACGAGGACCCGCAUCAAAUGGCAAUCCUGGCCAAAUUCAACGACGUCUUCUUCGCCUACUUUGAAAUCUACUGGGCCAAAGAAGACCAUAUGGGCGUCUAUAUUUCCCCCGCGCCGCAAGACUGGGAUCGAGGUCGACAUUCGCUAGUCGGGGACGUGAGGUAUCGUGGUCCCCAUCGCGCGAGUGCCUGGUGGUCUAGUCUGGUGCAUUAUUUGUUUCUCGAUGAACCGAGGACAAUGACGGUCGUGGGGGAGCCCAAGUACACCAAUGCCAAUGUGCUGGGGUAUGAUGCCCAGAAUGGAUUUCAUGUGCAUAAGCUCGCGGAUUUGCCGCAUAAACGGUCGGCGAUUGUUAGGUGUGAAAGAACACGCUUCUUUCAAUGUGUCGGCUUUGGUUUGCCGGGUGGGAAUGUUAGGAUUGCGGAGGGAAAAGGGAAAGGAGCAGCCUCAGGCCAGAAACCGAGCGCAAACAAGGCAACGGCGGCGGCGACUGCGAAGGCAAAGUUGUGA
Molecule: messenger RNA, 1581 nt
Organism: Exophiala dermatitidis NIH/UT8656
Lineage: Eukaryota; Fungi; Ascomycota; Eurotiomycetes; Chaetothyriales; Herpotrichiellaceae
Product: acetyl CoA:N6-hydroxylysine acetyl transferase
Exons: 1
Coding region: 1-1581 (526 amino acids)
Biological process (GO): siderophore biosynthetic process
Source: RefSeq, a predicted model, not a curated record